AUGUCAACAGAUUUGGUGUUUGUCAAAGAUAUUUCUGCUACUGCAAUAACGGGCAAAGAUGCCUGGAAUAGACCAACACCACAACCAAUCACCAUUUCGGUAUAUUUAAACACCGACUUCCACAAGGCAUCAGUCACCGAUAACUUAAAAUAUAGUGUCAAUUAUGCCGUUUUGACAAGACACAUUUCCGAUUUUUUAAAGUCAAAUGAGCAUCGGAAUUUCAAGUCGUUGGGUAGCAUUGCGGAAGCAGUAUCGCAAAUUGCCCUAGAUGAAAAGAGUGGAGGGAGUGAAAUUGCCAAAGUGGUGGUGAAGAGCCCGAAAUCUGAGAUUAGGGCUGAUUGCGUCGAGUAUGAAUUGGUUCGCAGUCGUGUUGAUCGAUUGACGAAUUACGAUGCGUAUAAUGUCACCAAGUUGCGUCUAUUGACAAUCAUUGGGGUAUUUACAUUUGAGAGACUUCAGAAGCAGAUUGUUGAUGUGGAUUUGAAAAUCAAAAUUACCAAAGACGAUCCUAAAUUAGAUUUUCACAAGGUUGUGGGAGAUAUUGUACAAUAUGUCGAGUCUUCCAAUUUCAAAACAGUUGAAGCGUUGGUGUUCAAGAUUGGCCAAUUGACAUUUCAAAAUCAUCAUGGUGUUGGAAUUGAGUCAGUUGAUGCGAGAGUAACGAAACCAAACGCGUUCAGUCAUGUUGAAGGAGUUGGCGUGAGUUCGUUAAUGACACCAAGGAAUUUCGUCGAUGUCGAACCAUUGACCCUAGAAUAUUCGCGACAGGGAAACGGUGGUUUCAACUUACCUGUAGAGAAUGAAGCUACACAGGGGUACAAGGGAAAGCACAUUGCUUAUAUUGCAAUAGGCUCCAAUAUCAACCAAUUGGAAAACAUCACAAAAGCACUCGAGAAAUUGAAAGCCUACGACAUCACUCUUGAAUCCACUUCAUCCAUGUAUAUAUCGAAGCCAAUGUACCAUCUUGACCAACCUGAUUUUUUCAAUGCAGCUGCAAAAGUUUCAUUUCUGGGUUAUUCACCACACAAGUUAUUGGAAAUUUUGAAGGAGAUUGAGUAUCAGCACUUAGCAAGAGUUAAAGAGAUUGAAAACGGUCCUCGUACUAUUGAUUUGGAUCUUUUGCUAUAUGAUAACGUACAGAUAAACACUAGUGAUUUGAUAGUACCACAUAAACUGAUGUUGGAAAGGACAUUUGUUUUGCAACCACUAUGCGAAUUGUUGCCACCAGACCAAACGCACCCAAUUAGCGCUGAGCCAUUUCAUGAUCACUUGCUGCAGUUGUUGCGUGACAAACCCGAUGAUCAUGUUCAAACGGAUUCGAGUUUGUUGCAGUUGGUUCCCGUGCCGAGAAUCUCAACCAAGGACAAUGUCAUGAGAUUCGAUCAGGUUAAUUACAAGUCACCCACGUUGAUCAUGGGAAUUUUGAAUAUGACUCCUGACUCAUUCAGUGAUGGAGGAAAGUAUUAUUCAUCCUCGUUGGAUAAUAUAGUUGGCGAGGCGGCCAGACUUGUUCAACAGGGAGCACAGAUUAUUGACAUUGGUGGUGUAUCUACGAGACCUGGAAGUGUGGAGCCAUCAGAGGAAGAAGAAAUUGAACGUGUGCUUCCUCUCGUCCAAAAAAUCCGAGAGUCUAGAGAUGCUGCGUUGGCCAAUAUUUUGAUUUCCAUCGACACGUAUAGGUCGAAUGUCGCAAGAAAGUGCCUUGAAGCAGGUGCUGACAUCAUCAAUGACAUAUCAAUGGGUCGAUACGAUGAGCGUAUCUUUCAAGUUGUGGCGGAGUAUGGAUGUCCAUAUAUCAUGAAUCAUUCAAGAGGCACUCCACAAACGAUGUCCAAGUUGACCAAAUACGAACCAAACAAGAAUGACGAUAUUGUAGAGUAUCUCAUUGAUCCGAAAUCGGGUCAGCAAGAAAAUGUCAACAAUCCAGAGUUGAGCAACUUUCUCAAUGGUGUUUCGCGUGAACUUUCGUUGCAAAUAUUAAAGAGUUUCAAAUAUGGUGUCAAAAAAUGGCAAAUCAUUCUUGAUCCAGGAGUGGGGUUUGCAAAAUCCUUGAAACAAAACUUGGCCAUUGUGGCUAACAGCUCCUACUUCAAGAAGUAUUCAAUCCAAGUCAAUCUACAGGAUAAGGAGGGGAGAGAUACAUCAAUCCAAACUCAAUCACUGUCGUACCUCAGCUUUAACGGAAUGAGUGUGUUGAUUGGUACUUCAAGAAAGAAAUUCUUGGGAACAGUAACUGGCAAGUUGAACACGCCCUCGGAUCGGGCGAUGGCUACGGCUGCAACAGUCACCUCAUCUAUUCAGCAGCAUGCUGAUUUCGUAAGAGUUCAUGAUGUUGACAAAUGCAAAGAUGUUGUGAUUACUAGUGAUGCAAUCUACAAAGACGUGUUCUAG
Lodderomyces theae is the source of this 2391-nucleotide messenger RNA. It is a transcript of the gene FOL1, whose product is annotated as trifunctional dihydropteroate synthetase/dihydrohydroxymethylpterin pyrophosphokinase/dihydroneopterin aldolase. Gene Ontology annotation, cellular component: mitochondrial envelope. Gene Ontology annotation, biological process: tetrahydrofolate biosynthetic process. The record is from RefSeq and is a predicted model, not a curated record. The coding region runs from base 1 to 2391 and encodes 796 amino acids. The transcript has a single exon. Lineage: Eukaryota; Fungi; Ascomycota; Pichiomycetes; Serinales; Debaryomycetaceae. Gene Ontology annotation, molecular function: 2-amino-4-hydroxy-6-hydroxymethyldihydropteridine diphosphokinase activity; dihydropteroate synthase activity; dihydroneopterin aldolase activity.